UCAUUAUAGAUGAUUUGACUAGAGAUCAUGUUUUGAUUGCGUGACGAAUUCUUAGUUUAGAAUAUUUUUGAGUGAAAACAAUAAGUAUGAGUGGUGAUGUGUGAACAAUAGGCUACUUACUGUUCAUUAUUUAUCAUAUUUAUGAUAACUUUUUUGGACUCGUGAACGGUACGGGGUGCCACGCGUAUUUCUUUCAGACUAUUUGCAAUAGUGAAACUAGAACAAGUUAGUCGUGCGCCUUAGCUCGGGCAUUUCCUACUCUUAUUAUACAGCGCUAUAGGUCCGCGUUGGCAUGUAUAGGACAACGCUGCUUCGGAUCUAAAAGCAGAGCAGAGUAACACAAAUAGGCUACUUCACUUUUUGCCUCUCACUUAUCAGCGAAGGGAAUUGCCUGGGAGUGUAGAAUCUGUGUUGUUUGGCUCCCCCCGUGAGGAGUUGAAGCCGUCCUCGUGCAUACUCUGCAUAUCACAGGAUUUGGUCUCUCCUCUCUUUCUGUAGCUGCUGUAGGACUGGCUAUGGCCACCGCUACUUCCGGGUUCCGUCAUUUCAUUCUCCCGCCGAUCAGCGCAGCAAACUGACUCUGUUCUAUAAGCAAGCUAGCAGCCAACCUGCCAACACUCGCUGACACUCACUCAUCUCAGACCGCGAGAUAGACGAAAUACCUACGGGGGAAGGAAAGAUCUGAAUUGCAAUCUCUUAAUUUCUAUUGCUUUUUCUUUUUACAGUAAUAAUAAAACAAGAUAGCAAUCCGGAGGCAUAAAGAGGACGCGGACUUGCUGGAUGAAAACGGGCUGAAAAGAUUCAUCCUCUCUUGAACAUCAUCACCAACCAUCAUUCAUUCAUUACCUUGACAACCCCUGGCUUUGAUUGACAGCUGGAGUGGCAAAAAGCCACGAGACACGACAGUUUAGUUACAUGCAGGUUGUUGAUGGGCCGAUUGUAAACCUUCAGUUUGGUGCUUGACCAUUUUUUUUAUUUUUGGGGGAAAGAGGAAAACAAGAAAAAUUGCAAAACUCAUCCUGAUGCUUCUGCUUGCACUCUACCACAUUGGAGAAUAGGAGAAUUCGCAAAGUUGGUUGAAAAAGGAAUCUUACCACUAAAUCACUUUCUAACCUGACUGGGAUAUUAAAUAUACGACACAUCCAGGAGUUUAUUGGAGCGCAGCCUGAUGGCGCAAAGGUACGAUGAGCUGGCCCAUUAUGGUGGGAUGGAUGGAGUCGGGGUCCCGGCGUCUAUGUACGGAGACCCGCAUGCUCCACGGCCGCUACCCCAAGUCCAUCACUUGAACCAUGGACCACCGCUCCAUGGCCAGCACUACGGUGCUCAUGCACCCCAUCCCAGCGUUAUGCCCAACAGCAUGGGCUCCGCUGUCAACGAUGUUUUAAAGAGGGAUAAAGAUCAAAUCUAUGGUCACCCAUUAUUCCCGCUGCUCGCGUUGGUUUUUGAGAAGUGCGAACUGGCGACGUGCACUCCGAGGGAGCCUGGGGUAGCAGGCGGCGAUGUCUGCUCCUCCGACUCCUUCAAUGAGGACAUCGCAGUCUUUGCCAAACAGGUCCGAGCAGAAAAACCUUUAUUUUCAUCAAAUCCAGAGUUGGACAAUUUGAUGAUACAAGCCAUACAAGUAUUACGAUUUCACCUUUUGGAAUUAGAAAAGGUGCACGAGCUCUGCGACAAUUUUUGCCACCGGUACAUCAGUUGUUUGAAAGGAAAAAUGCCAAUAGAUCUAGUUAUUGACGAGCGGGAUGGAAGCUCGAAGUCAGACCACGAAGAGCUCUCAGGAUCUUCGACCAACCUAGCCGAUCACAACCCAGCUUCCUGGAGAGACCACGAUGACGCCACCUCCACACACUCGGCCGGCACGCCAGGGCCCUCCAGUGGGGGCCACGCGUCACAGAGCGGCGACAACAGCAGCGAACUAGGAGAUGGUUUAGAGAACAGCGUGGCGUCUCCUGGCACAGGUGAUGAUGAUGACCCGGACAAGGAGAAGAAGAGGCAGAAGAAGCGCGGCAUCUUCCCCAAGGUGGCCACUAACAUCAUGAGGGCGUGGCUGUUCCAGCAUCUCACGCACCCGUACCCUUCUGAAGAACAGAAAAAGCAGCUAGCCCAAGACACAGGCCUCACCAUCUUACAAGUAAACAACUGGUUCAUUAACGCCAGGAGAAGAAUAGUACAGCCCAUGAUUGACCAGUCAAAUCGAGCAGUGAGUCAAGGAGCAGCGUACAGUCCGGAGGGCCAGCCAAUGGGCAGCUUCGUGCUGGAUGGCCAGCAGCACAUGGGGAUCCGGCCAGCUGGUCUGCAAGGCAUGCCAGGGGAGUACGUACCUCAGACUGGUCCUAUGGGCAUGAGCAUGGCCCCACCAAGUUACAACCCUACUCAUCAGAUGACCCCUCACCCCUCCCAGCUUCGACAUGGACACCCCCUCCAUCCCUACCUGCCCGGCCCCCACCACCCUCAUCACCCUGCCAUGCUGAUGCACGGAGGACCCCCUCACCCAGGAAUCACCAUGUCUGCAGAGAGCCCCCUGCUGACCCCCAUUGACCCCAGCGCUGGAGGACAAGGCUUGGACAUCCAUGCCCAAUAGUAUAAGCAAACUUUACUACCACAACAUCAACAACAACAGUAGCUUCUAAGAGAAGAAAACAAACAUCAACAACCCUAAAGCAAAGAUAUCUUCAGACUAUUUUUCUGAAUAAAAGCAGAACCGUUUUGACCAUUAUUAGACAGUGAAAACAGAAUUCCAGAUGAGCUGUGAUGAUUCUUCUUCUUUUUUUUUUCUUUAAAAAAAAAAAAAAACUUUUACAUUUUGUUACUUUCAUCCAAAUGGAGGACCAAGCUGACAAGAACACUUUGUAAAGUCUUGGGCUUUUGUUAAAGAUCAACAGAAGAUGUUUUGAGGACAGACACGUACGUGCGCAAACAUGGACACACGCACACACUUAAGACACACGCAUUCGCACACACACAGUGCACACUCUCUCCGGGUGACACGUUCAACUCAUUUUUUCAAAACGGAAUCACUCUGGAAGAUUGAGAGAAAAAAGAAAAAGACAAAAAAGACUCCAAGAGUUAUAACUACUGUAGUAUAAAAAGUAUAGCAACUAAGUUAAAAACGUUUGCAUUUUUUGUUGAUCACUCAAUUUCCUGAGCUAGUUGUAGAAUAAAAGGUGAACCCUUUCUCUCACACUGUGUGUGCUCCUUCCUGGAGGAGAAACUGUCUCGGUGGUGAAGCAGCACUAGAAAAAAGAAAAGAUGGAACAUCUCAACAACGGACGCCCACUUGCUCCCAAACACAGCGACAGGCAGAACAGGCCCUGUCCCCCAUAAAGAACAGGGCAUGAUGGGAAAAGGCUGCUAAAUGACACCUGAUCUCUCCAGAAGAUUCAGUUUGAACAUGUUUAAUGCCCCUCUUUGGUUGGUUCAUGAAUGAAUGUUACCCUGUAGGUAUAUACAAAAAAGUUGUUAGUUUGAAUUGCCCAAGCACUGGAUUGUGUUGGUUUUAUACAUUUUUAUUUGAUUAUUAUUUGAUUUUUUAGUAUCCUGGACUCUCAUUGACAGAGCCUAUUGAAGGAAACUUAAUCGUGGAAAAGCAGCAUCCUACUCUGCUUCUUUGCCUCUGGAUCAACAUACUUGCCAUAUGGACAAUACUGACACAAUGGUGAAUUCUUUGGCACUGGGAGAAGACAUUGGUGGUAGAUGCACCCAAAAACCUACAACUUCAAAACAGAAGAAGAAAAAAAGAACUUAAAUGAUGAACUCAAAGCUUUAGGGAAAAGCUAAGAGAAUAUUGUAACAAACUUCGUACAGAGUUCAGUCUAUUAAUUGUUUCAUGUUAGAUAUUCUAUGUGUUUACCUCAAUUGAAAAAGAAUGUUUUUGCUAGUUUCAGAUCUGCUGUGGCAUUGAUAUUGUAUGUCCAUGAAUUCCUUCCUUUUUCAGCACGUGUUCCUCACUAGAUGAUAAAAUGCCGUCUCCCUUAAGCUUUGUCAAAAAUACAUUAUUAAAUACUUGUAUGAGGACUGUGACGUAAUGUUUAAAAGGUGUUCAGUCACAAAUGCUGUAAUAAAUAUUUCAUUUUUGA
Oncorhynchus tshawytscha (Chinook salmon) is the source of this 4076-nucleotide messenger RNA. RefSeq names its product homeobox protein Meis2. Gene Ontology annotation, biological process: positive regulation of cell population proliferation; positive regulation of transcription by RNA polymerase II; brain development. Gene Ontology annotation, molecular function: DNA-binding transcription activator activity, RNA polymerase II-specific; RNA polymerase II cis-regulatory region sequence-specific DNA binding. NCBI's taxonomy places the organism in Eukaryota, Metazoa, Chordata, Actinopteri, Salmoniformes, Salmonidae. The record is from RefSeq and is a predicted model, not a curated record.